CAUCCAUCCCCUCUCCUCUUUCCAGUACCAAAACAGAUGGUGGAAAAAUCAUCACAUCUGCCGGGACGCACGACAACAAUAGACAGCAUCUAGCCCAAGAUAACCGGGGCGUCCAUCAUGUUUGCUGUCCAGAGCUCCAUGAGGGUGUGAGCGCCGUCGGGAUUUUUGACACGGGGUACCAUCACGGCAGCCGAGGAUUCUUCUCGCGACUGUCUGGGCUCUCCAUCGAGUGGGGAAGAUGGCCGCCAUGAAAAUUUUAACCAGCAGUGGGCUGUUCUUAGCGUUCUGUGCGUUGGGGUUGCUAGCCAUGGCAAUCUGCACCGACUAUUGGUAUGAGACAGAUGCGCGAAGACACCGAGAAAGGUGUAAAAACUACGCCAACAAGAGAAACGACCCGGGGUACAUCUAUAUCUCAAAUAGCAAUCUCCCCCUCCAGAUGCCCCCAAAGGGCAUUGAAAGGAAAGGUAACAGUCCAAGUGCCGGAGCUCAGCCUCUUAUUAGGGAAAAACGGCACUUUCUGGCCGCAGCGUCAGCUAUGGAGUCCCACUGCAGUCGCCAGUUCAAUUCAACCAUCUCUGGGCUCUGGAGAAAGUGUCAUCGAGAUGGAUUUGACCUGGAGACAGAGGAUCUCAUAUAUAAAGGAUUGAUUCAGCGGUGCAUCCCAGUCAAGUAUCACUACUCUUCCUCCAUCCUUCCGCGAAAUUUACCCAUCAACAUCACCAAGACCAUCCGUCAGGAUGAGUGGCAUGCACUCCAUCUACGCAGGAUGACGGCUGGCUUUGUGGGCAUGGCCGUGUCCAUCAUCCUGUUUGGCUGGAUUAUCGGAGUGCUGGGCUGCUGUCAGCAGCAUGACCUCAUGCAGUAUGUAGCUGGACUACUCUUUCUCAUGGGAGGAACGUGUUGUAUCAUCUCCCUGUGUACGUGUGUGGCGGGCAUCAACUUUGAGCUGUCGCGUUACCCACGCUACAUGUAUGGCCUCCCAGAGGAUAUUAGCCAUGGCUACGGCUGGUCCAUGUUCUGUGCCUGGGGAGGCUUAGGCCUCACUCUGCUGGCUGGUUUCCUGUGCACCCUGGCCCCAUCCCUAAGCACCCCCUCCCGUACAACCGUCCACAAGCCCAGACAGGAGAACGGAACCGUGUGAUGGGACUGUGUGACUGGCCCACAAAGCGCACAAAUAAGCAACACCCAUCCAACUUCGUCCAACGUUUUUGUCCAACCACCAUCUCACCUCAUCACCUUCCCUGUCCAUACCACCUCUGUCAUCCAUCUGAAUCAUGAGUGUACCAGAGAAAUUGUACAUGGGAGAACAGAGCAAAGACAUACCAAACUGUACUAUUUACUGUACAUCUAAGACACACAGACAUGGCAAGACUACUAACUCUAUGGCAGCCUAGAGGAAUUGUCUUAAAAUGGUGCUCUCUUUUAACACACACAACACAGAACACAGUCCAAAAGCGUAGAAAGAAACAACAAGCAUCUCUAAAUGGAACAAUCCAACAAACAAGAAAACGUGGCAGAGCAUCCUGUCAUCAUUCCUCUUUUAGUCGGUUGGUCUGUACUGUGUUUGUUAUUGUUCGCAACAAAAUAUUAUGCUGGCAUAAACUGUCCGUUGUUUUGAAUCAGCUGAUUGAUGUCAAGCAUUAUCCCUAGGAAGGACUUUACAAGCCUAAAACCUGCUUCUUGCAGCAGAGGACCAAGAGCACAACAUGGAAAUGGCAGGGGUGGAACAGCAAGAUAAAAUACAGCGCUUUUGAAGAGCAAAUCUUUCAGCGCUUCUAUGAUUCAGUAUGUACAAAUGCAUCUCUAUGUAGAUUCAGGUCAUUGUUUGUAUAAAGUAACUCUUGAAUAAGAUUUUUUUCCUGUUUGUUUCGAGGUAACAAUGGCAAUUUGGGUCUUCAGUGGUGUUGUUUGCUGGAAUAAAUUGUAUGCUUCAUGAUUAGAAGAAUAAGAGUGAUUGCAAGGCACAUUAAGUACUGUUUGAGAGUAGCAGAGGCAGUUAAAGGUCCAGUGCAGUCAAACAUGUGAUUUGUCUGUGUUUUCCACACUAUGAGGUUGGAAUAAUACUGUGAAAUGCUGAUAAUGCCAUUUUAGCGUAAGAGCUGUUUGAUCAGUUGUCCCCUCCCCACUCAGACCAUUCCCAGACAGUCCUAGCAACAUUCUUGCUUGAGAAAUUGCUCUUUGCUAAGAAGCUAUUUUAAUUGAAAACAAUCACAGUGAGCUACUUAAUUAUAACCCAGAAAUGAUUUGAUAUUGAGAUAAAAACAUCUGCAUUGGACCUUUAAGGAUCAGUAAAUAUUGUAUGUUGAAGGACGGGGUUCAAUGAAUAAAAAUGUAACCUUCUGGUAACACAUUCAAACUUAGAAACAAUGACAGACGG
Oncorhynchus nerka (sockeye salmon) is the source of this 2377-nucleotide messenger RNA. Its product is annotated as transmembrane protein 178B-like. The coding region runs from base 239 to 1141 and encodes 300 amino acids. The transcript is spliced from 4 exons. Gene Ontology annotation, cellular component: membrane. The record is from RefSeq and is a predicted model, not a curated record. Lineage: Eukaryota; Metazoa; Chordata; Actinopteri; Salmoniformes; Salmonidae.